UAAUAUUAUUAUUAUUAACCUUGUUAAGUAAAUAUAUUAUACGGCUUUGAACCACGAAUUAAAAUAAACCAACGACUUAUUACUUAACUAUAUUUUAAUUUUUUAACUACAAUAUUAGUAUAGAAUAUUGAUCCGACCUGCCCGCUACCGUAUGGCGCAUGCAAGUUGUGUACAUAUUACCAUGAAAAAAUGAGUAGUAUAAUAGAUUAAUGAUUUUAUCAUGCUUUGUAUAACUGUGCUCAAUAAUCGCUAUCCGCUGGCUGCAGCCAGACGUGAUUCGUGUUUGUAUAAUUAUAUCAUUUAAAGUUUAUUUACUUAGCUAAACACCGUCUAAUCGGUAACGACGAAAUCACUAAUUUUUACGACGCAGUGGGUGAUGUGCAAAAUGGAAACAGAAACGAUGACAUUUACGGACAUGGUUCAUGACCGCCAUAAAUUGAAACAACCGACCAAAGUGCUGCUGACUUUAAGCAACGUAUUGUUGCCCAAGGAGAAGAUCACGUCCACACCGUCAAUGCUCGAUGGGUUGGAUUUCGAGACCGAAGUCGACCUAAGGAUCGUCGGCUGCGAGUGGAUUCAGACCGCUGGCAUACUGCUCAAACUACCCCAGGUUGCAAUGGCAACGGGACAAGUAUUGUUUCAACGAUUUUACUACACAAAAUCGUUUGUUCGCCACCCAAUGGAAAUAACUGCAAUGGCAUGCACAUGUUUGGCUUCUAAAGUUGAGGAAUCACCACGACGUAUUCGUGAUGUAAUUAAUGUUUAUCACCAUAUCCGUCAAGUUUUAAAUCAAAAAUUGAUUACGCCAUUGGUACUUGAUCAAAAUUAUGUACAGAAAAAGACGCAGGUAAUAAAAGCGGAACGACGCGUGCUCAAGGAGCUUGGUUUUUGCGUGCAUGUUAAACACCCGCAUAAACUCAUUGUAAUGUACCUACAGGCACUUGGAUUUGAGAAACAUCAGUCAAUAAUGCAGAUGUCCUGGAACUAUAUGAAUGAUUCAUUACAAACCGAUGUAUUCGUUCAAUUUGAUCCAGAAACUAUUGCUUGUGCCUGCAUUUAUCUGUCGGCCAGGAAAUUACAAAUACCUUUGCCAAAAAGUCCAGCGUGGUACUGUUUAUUUAAUUCAAAUGAAACAGACAUCCAGGACAUCUGUCGUAAAAUACUCAAACUUUAUCUUAGGCCAAGAGUAAUCACGGAAGAUUUGGAAAGGCGAGUGGAAGAAUCAAAGAAAGAAUAUGAUUGUGCUAAGGAGAAAGCUAAAGAAGCUAUUGUUUAUCCAGUAGUACAAACUGAUCUAGUUAUACCCACUCCUAAUAAUGGAAUAACUGCUGCUGUUCCAAGAAAUAUUAGUUCAACCACCACAAAUAAAAAACCAAUCAAAAAAAGGAGUAGAAGUAGAACUCCUUUGGAAAUUAAGUCUAGAAGUAAAAGUCCAAGACAAUUAAAGAAAUCUAAGAAAAGAAAAUUAGUACCUACUUACAGAGACUAUAAAGAUUACAAAGAUUACAAAGAUUACAAAGAUUAUAGAAGCAAUGAAAAUUAUAAAUCCAAGACUAGGAAUUACAACUACCGUAAAAAAUAUUAAUUAAAGCUAUGAAUAGUAGUAUACUUAUAAUCUACCAUUUGAAAUGUGUUUUAUUAAAACAUUGCUUGUUUAUUAAAUUCCAUA
Messenger RNA from Acyrthosiphon pisum (pea aphid), 1669 nucleotides. Its product is annotated as cyclin L-like. Gene Ontology annotation, biological process: regulation of transcription by RNA polymerase II. NCBI's taxonomy places the organism in Eukaryota, Metazoa, Arthropoda, Insecta, Hemiptera, Aphididae. The record is from RefSeq and is marked provisional. Gene Ontology annotation, molecular function: cyclin-dependent protein serine/threonine kinase regulator activity.